AAGAUCAUGGACAAACAAAAUGAAUCUCUCAUUACUGAAUUCAUUCUUCAGGGAUUCACAGACAAUCCCAAAAUGCAGCUUGUUCUUUUUAUGGUCUUCCUCUCGGUUUAUGCCAUCACUGUGUUUGGGAAUCUCGGGAUGAUUCUGCUGAUUUGCACUCAACCCCAACUCCACAGACCCAUGUAUUACUUCCUGGGCAACCUCUCCUUCGUGGAUCUCUGCUGUUCCUCAACCAUUGCUCCUAAAAUGCUGUCUGACUUACUAAGUGCAACUGAAAGGAUUUCUUAUAGUGCCUGUGCUACCCAACUCUUUCUAUUUGGUAUGCUUGGGGAUGUAGCGUGCCUUUUAUUGGCUCUGAUGGCCUAUGACAGAUAUGUGGCCAUCUGCAAUCCACUUCUCUAUUCAGCUAUAAUGUCCAAAAAGGUCUGCCAACAAAUGAUUGCUGUUGCAUACGGUAUAGGCCUAAUGGAUACAAUAGCAUACACUUCCUCUAUAUUCCGAUUAUCAUUCUGUAGAUCAAAUCUUAUCAAACAUUUCUUCUGUGACAUACCUCCACUCCUAAUACUCUCCUGCUCUGAUACAUACAUCAGUGAAAUAGUGAUAUUUGCCUUUGCUAGCUUCAUUGAAGCAAGCAGCAUUGGUAUGAUUCUUGUAUCCUAUGUUUAUAUUUUGGCUACAAUCCUGGGAAUGUGCUCCACUGAGGGCAGGCACAAGGCAUUUUCCACCUGCUCUUCUCACCUGUCAGCUGUUGGGAUAUUCCACGGAACAAUAGUCUUCAUGUACUUUCGUCCCACCUCCAGCUAUUCCAUGGACCAAGACAAGUGGGCCUCAUUGUUCUACACAGUUGUGAUUCCCAUGCUCAACCCUCUCAUCUACAGUCUGAGAAAUAAGGAGGUGAAAGAUGCUGCAACAAAAUCAGUGGGCAACAUAUGGGUUUUUAAAGGGAAUAAUCCCAGACAAAUUUAA
This is a messenger RNA of Python bivittatus (Burmese python), 966 nucleotides long. RefSeq names its product olfactory receptor 5AR1-like. Gene Ontology annotation, biological process: G protein-coupled receptor signaling pathway. NCBI's taxonomy places the organism in Eukaryota, Metazoa, Chordata, Lepidosauria, Squamata, Pythonidae. Gene Ontology annotation, molecular function: G protein-coupled receptor activity; olfactory receptor activity. The record is from RefSeq and is a predicted model, not a curated record. Gene Ontology annotation, cellular component: membrane.